ACCUCCGAUUGGCAUUAGUCUUUCCACGGAAGCUGCUGCGAUAGAAAGUAUUCCACAUCGAAAUCAAUAUGAAGUUCAUUGCUGCUGUCUGUUUGAUUUUCGCCCUGAUGGGCCUUGCCUUGGGCCUCAAGGACCCCAUCUGUGGACAACCUGCUGCAGUUGAAGGCAAUGGUAUCAUCAAGUGCGCCGCCUUUGUGCCCAGUUUCAGCUACCAUUCCGAGUCCAAUUCCUGCGAGUCCUUCGUCUACGGCGGCUGCGGUGGUAAUGAUAACAGAUUCCCGACCCAGGAGCAGUGCGAGAACAAGUGCAAAGAAUAAAUAUGUUGUUAAAAAUAAUAUCCAAUAAAAAGAACAAUUUAUAGUGAACUA
Molecule: messenger RNA, 368 nt
Organism: Drosophila suzukii
Lineage: Eukaryota; Metazoa; Arthropoda; Insecta; Diptera; Drosophilidae
Product: kunitz-like toxin PcKuz3
Molecular function (GO): serine-type endopeptidase inhibitor activity
Source: RefSeq, a predicted model, not a curated record